Nicrophorus vespilloides is the source of this 1030-nucleotide messenger RNA. Its product is annotated as pyrroline-5-carboxylate reductase-like. Lineage: Eukaryota; Metazoa; Arthropoda; Insecta; Coleoptera; Silphidae. The record is from RefSeq and is a predicted model, not a curated record. Gene Ontology annotation, biological process: L-proline biosynthetic process. Gene Ontology annotation, molecular function: pyrroline-5-carboxylate reductase activity. The transcript has 5 exons. Bases 104 to 961 code for a protein of 285 amino acids.
GUCCCGUCUGUCAGUGUCAAGUGGUAAUAUAAUUACUUAACCUGUUUUUGAAAAGCUGCUUGUCGUUAGGUCGUUGAAGGUAUUUAAUUUUUGAAUUUCGAAGAUGACUUCGGAAGGAACCAAACGGUUCGAGGAGCUGAAGAUCGGCUUUAUCGGCGGCGGUAAUAUGGCAAAGGCUAUAGCGGGAGGCAUCGUCAAGAAAGGUUUGCUGUCGUACUCGCAGAUCUACGUCUCGGGGCCGCGCAUGCAUAGCUUAGAGUCCUGGCAGUCGCAGGGCGCUAACGUUUACACGGACAACGGCACCGUCUGCGAGAUCUGCGAUGUGAUCUUCUUGUCGGUCAAACCGCACAUCUUGCCUGAAGCGAUGGCGAAUAUCUGCAUGAACAGUAGACACAAGAUACGAAGCAAGUUGUUCGUCAGCAUCAUAGCUGGCAUCAAGCUGGAGGCGUUGGAAAAUCUUUUCAGGAGCUUCGACUCUUGCCGCAUCAUUCGAACCAUGCCGAAUACGCCGAUGAUGGUGGGCGAGGGUUGCACCGUCUAUUGCCCUGGAGAGGGAGCAACGGAGAAUGAUGUUAAAAUAGUUAGAACCAUUCUGGAGGCUCUUGGAAUUUGCUACAUGGUACCUGAAGGCAUGAUCGACGCUAUCGGAGCUUUGGCUGGUAGCGGUCCUGCUUUUGCAUAUUUAAUGAUCGAGGCGAUGUCUGACGGAGGCGUUAAAAUGGGAAUUCCACGAGCGAUGGCAACACAAUUCGCUGCACAAACCAUGCUCGGAGCAGCCAAGAUGGUGCUCGAGAGCGGAAAACACACCGGGGCGUUAAAGGACGAGGUCUGUUCACCUGGUGGUACUACAAUCACAGGUGUUCAUGCGCUUGAAAAGGGCGGAGUGAGGGCGGCAAUAAUGGACGCUAUAGAAUGUGCGGCUACUAAAUCCGCAGAACUAGGACGUAGACACGUCAGUUAAAAAUCAAAUUCUAGUAUGAGGGCGGUUAUUUUUGUGAUUUUUAUUAUAGUAAUAUAAAAUGGAAUGUUA